CUCAGCAGCUUGGUGCUCGCGAGCAGGUGGUGACACCAUGGCGUUAUCGGGGUGUACCGCGGCACGCGCAGAUGGCGUGCAUGUUGCGGCUCUGCGGAUCGUCCUGUUGGGCCGGACUGGUUCCGGUAAAAGCUCUACAGGAAACACCAUUCUGGGAGCGUCCUUGUUUCCAAGCGAUAUCUCUCCCCUGUCCAUCACUCAACAGUGUGUACAAGGCUCUGGCGAGGUAGAGGGGCGGAACCUACAGUUGAUUGACACUCCAGGCUUUUUCCACUCCUGUAUGUCCUCAGAAGAGGUGUGUGCGGAAGUGGCACGUGGCAUGAUGGACCUCUCAGCUCCUGGACCUCACGCACUUCUGUUAGUCCUCAAACUGGGUAAACUAACUCCGGAGGAGCUCAUGACUCUAGAGUGGAUCGGCACCGUUUUAGGUCCGUCUGCCCUCAAACACACCAUCCUCAUUCUUACACACACUGACCAACUUCACGACAAACCAGCAGAGAGCUUUCUACAGGAGAGCAAGGAACUCUGGGAAUUCACGCAGUUAUGCGAGGGCAGGAUUCAGACAAUCGAUAACACGAAAACAGAGGAUCGAGGACAAGCGAGUGAGCUGGUGAAGAAAAUCGAGGCGAUGGUGGAGAAGAACGAGGGGAGUUGGUAUGUCUGUGAGAGAAGGAUUCUGGGAGAAAAGGAGCAGAAGAAAGACAAAGGAGAGGAUGAUAAAGAGAGGAGGAAGAAAGCAGAGCGUGAGUUCUGGUGUGAGUUAGUGACUGCCAUGGGGAAGGGGGCGCUGGAGAGCUCUGGUGUCCUGGAGAAGGGGAAAGGGAAAGGGAAAAAAUGCAAAGUGGUGCAGAGGGCGGCGGCUUUAGCGUCUACGCCCCUUUCCGUGACAUCUGCUGCUAAAAUGGUGAGCGGGGCCGUGAGGGAAGGGAGCAAAGUGCUGUACAAACACCGUAAAUCUCUGCUGCAGUGACUGACACACAC
Messenger RNA from Clarias gariepinus (North African catfish), 981 nucleotides. RefSeq names its product GTPase IMAP family member 7-like. The record is from RefSeq and is a predicted model, not a curated record. Lineage: Eukaryota; Metazoa; Chordata; Actinopteri; Siluriformes; Clariidae. The transcript has 2 exons. The coding region runs from base 38 to 970 and encodes 310 amino acids. Gene Ontology annotation, molecular function: GTP binding.